AUGGCCCGGAGAUAGCAUCCGUAGCCUCGUUUCCAGCUGGCUCCUCGAUCUGCACAGAUUAUGUCAGCUCCUUGGGUAUACAGCACACUAACAAAGAGUCAACCAGAGACGCCUCGUCUAACAUGCCGGCAACAGUCACUUCGAUUUCUUUAUGCACUAGCCCUACCAACUCCUCAGCAGGCAUGACUACCGCUGCUUCUACCUGGGGCUCAUUUUCAUCUGGUCUCUUUACAACACCCUCUUUUAACUCUGCAGUCGCUUCUACCACAUUCUCCACAGCUCAUACUGUCGCAUCCGGCACAUCUGGUUGUGUUGGAGGCCUCAUUAGUGGGUCGAAUGGAAAUACUAUUAAUGUGAUUGCUGGGGUUGGGAAGGCCAGCUCGGGAACCGGAAUUUCCACUAGCAUGGCUUCUAGCGGAGCUAUUGGGUCUGGAGGAGGGCUUGGGAGUUCUAACACCUCGACAAUGAGAAGUAAGUAUUAUCCCGAAUUUAUGACGUUUUAA
Molecule: messenger RNA, 503 nt
Organism: Protopolystoma xenopodis
Lineage: Eukaryota; Metazoa; Platyhelminthes; Monogenea; Polystomatidea; Polystomatidae
Source: the annotation of a GenBank genome assembly